CAUGGUAGCGGAGCGGGGCGGCCGGCGCGGAGCGGAGCUGCCGUGGGGGCGGCCCGCGGGCGGCCUCUGGCCCAUGGCCUUCAUCAUGAUGAAAAAGAAGAAGUUCAAGUUCCGCGUGGAGCUGGAGCUGGACGAGCUUUCCUCCGUGCCCUUCGUCAACGGCAUCCUCUUCUGCAAGGUGCGGCUGCUGGACGGGGGCAGCUUCAGCGGGGAAUCCUCCCGGGAGGUGGUGCAAGCAAACUGUGUCCGCUGGAAGAAAAAGUUCUUAUUUAUGUGUAAAAUCAGUGCCAGUGCCACAACAGGGAUUCUGGAUACUUGCACGUGCAGGGUGUCUGUACGGAAGGAAUUAAAAGGAGGAAAGGCAUAUGCAAAGCUGGGAUUUGCAGAUCUAAAUCUAGCAGAGUUUGCUGGAUCGGGAAAUACCACUCGUCGCUGUUUACUGGAAGGUUAUGAUACCAAAAAUACAAGACAAGACAACUCCAUUCUCAAAGUUUUGAUCAACAUGCAGCUAAUGGCUGGAGACCCAUGCUUUAAAACGCCUCCUUCCACAGCAACAUCUAUAGCAAUUGCUGGAGAAUCAGAAUCUUUGCAUGAAGACAGGAAAGGUGGAGAAAACUUAAAAGUAGCACAUCUGGGUGUAGCAGAUAUCUCAUCAAAGAGUGCCUCUGUCCCAGAUGAACUUGGUGCAUGUGGACAUUCCAGAACAUCAAGCUAUGCAAGUCAGCAAUCAAAACUGUCAGGAUAUAGCACAUGUCACUCUAGAUCAUCCAGUCUGUCUGAACUCUGCCACAGGAGGAACACCUCAGUGGGGAGUACCUCAACGGGAACUGGAAGUAUUCUAGAGCCAUGUGAAGAGUCUGAGCCAAAAGUAACUGAAGCUAAUAUUGAUACAUCUCCUGAAGAUGCACCAUCAGAAAAACAAUGCAGACAUCCUGUAAAGCAAGAUUCUGUGGAGUCACAGCUAAAGAGGGUUGAUGCUACCAGAGUUGACGCUGAUGAUAUAGUUGAAAAAAUACUUCAGAGUCAAGACUUCAGUUUAGAGUCAAGUGCAGAAGAAGAAGGUUUAAGAUUAUUUGUGGGCCCUGGUGGAAGCACUUCUUUUGGAAGCCAUCAUCUACCUAACAGAGUAGGAUCUGGAGCAUAUGAGCAGGUGGUGAUAAAACGCUGAACUAGAAUGACAAACGAGGAAAACUUUGAGCUCUGGUGUUGAUACUUCUGGUUUUGUUUGCUCUGUUGCAAGAGUUGAGAAACACAAAAUUAACUCAAUGUGAUAUUUUUCUGAAAAGGAAUGGAAUGCCUCUUGCUCCUAGAGCAUCAUCUUCUGUGGUAUGAAGGGAAUGUUUAACUGUGUAUACCUUGUGAGAGCACUUGGACUGUUUUUGUAAGCUCUAUCUGAUGUUAUUGGGAUUAAUUUUGUGUGAAACAUCUUUGGAAGCAUG
Corapipo altera (White-ruffed manakin) is the source of this 1439-nucleotide messenger RNA. RefSeq names its product family with sequence similarity 102 member B (gene EEIG2). The coding region runs from base 2 to 1168 and encodes 388 amino acids. The record is from RefSeq and is a predicted model, not a curated record. The transcript is spliced from 11 exons. NCBI's taxonomy places the organism in Eukaryota, Metazoa, Chordata, Aves, Passeriformes, Pipridae.